Messenger RNA from Oppiella nova, 1480 nucleotides. The record is from the annotation of a GenBank genome assembly. Lineage: Eukaryota; Metazoa; Arthropoda; Arachnida; Sarcoptiformes; Oppiidae.
AUGAAUGUCUCUCACGAUGGCUUUUCGGGCGACUCGUCCACCGACUCGGACUCGGACGACGAGAAUACCGCUCCCCGCGAGACGAUUGCAGAGAUCAUACAACGGCUCCAGAAGUCCUCCUCGCAGCCCAUCCCGGAGGCCAUUAUGAAGGACUCGACCACAGCGGCCAAUAUGGCGGCUCUGGAGUGGCAGCCCUACUGUCAGGUGACCCUUAAGCACACCAAAGAGGUGGCCGGCUAUAACAACAUCUCCGAGGCCUUCUAUAAGUUAGACUUCUGUAACGCCAUCCGAGACAUCCGCCGUUUUAACUACAUAAGCAAACUGUUGCACCUACUCAUCACCCAGAAUCUGACCUCCCUGUCCGGUUGUGCCACCAAAGUACUGUUUACGAUGCUCGAGGAGUUAGCCUGGCAAGUGGCCAAUAAUCACCAGAAUAUCCAUAUUCUGCACACUUUGCUCUACGACCUCAAGAAGAUCAUGAAGAAGUACUACUGUUGGGGUCGACCCCUGGGCAGCACCCGGCUCUGGGAGCAACACCUCAGGACUAUGGAGCGCAUCUGCAAUAUGGCCAACAAAAUACAAAUCAAAGAGCCCCCGGAAGACGGCAGCAAACGAUUCACGGAUUUGCCGGAAGAGUUGAUCCGCGAAAUACUGUUACGACUAACGGAUUACAAGGAUCUGAUGAACUCCGGUCAGGCAUACAAUAUAAUGCAGUCCCUGUUGGACGAGCAGCACAUAUGGCGCCAACUCUGCAAAUAUCACUACACGAGAGCACAGUUGCGGUGGCUCUUCGCCAACCAGACCAACACUUGCACCACAGAUGGCAAAGUCGAUUGGGAGCGAGUGUUUCAUCAGCUCAGAAAAAAAUUCGGACUCAAAGAAGAGUACGCCGACUGUCUAUUCCUGUGCCGACACUGUCGCUGCCUUUUCUGGAAGUCUUAUGGUCAUCCGUGCGUAUAUCAGAACCGCGUCGCCCUUCCCGGUGCUAAGGAACAGCCUUCAGGUGGAAAUGGAGCGAAUCAUCCGCAGAAUCAACCGGUUAUUGUCCAUAACAUGCCUUUCUUUCAUCACCCGCUCGUUCAGCACUACAACCACAAUAACAAUCAUCUGGAUAACGAUGGCAGCAACGAGUCGCUGAAGACAGUGCCCCUUCACAUACCGGUUCCUCCGGAAGCGUUUCUCAAGUUUUUCUCGCUAUAGAUAUGUGGGGACAACCCUUUUGAGUGAGAAAAAUUGGCCACUUUUUUGUUGUCACAAUGUUUUUUGCGCUCACUUUUGGGACUUUUCUUUUUCUCGCGUAUCCGUCGACUCCACGACUCAAUUAAUUUUUGUGUUGCUUUCCGUUCAGUACUUAUGGAAAAGUGUUUAUUAUUUUUUGUCUCACUUUUCCUCCGAUCGCAUAAUCCACUGGUUUUUGCCGACAGUUAAUGUUAACUCAAUUUAAUAAUGAACUGUUUAUUGAGUUGUUUUUUACUCGCGA